AUGGAGACGGCCCCAGGAGAUAUACCAAUGGGAGUAGAUUCAGACGAUGCUGCAGAAGAUGUUGCUGAUCACCAAGAGAAUCUCGGCCCUGAUCCAGCUCUCGUGGCCUUACUCGAGGGCUUUAAGGGGCCCAACACUUCGGUCCAGGUCCUGACCACUGACGGUAGCAGCCUACCAGUUAUGGAUGUCGAGGGCGCCAAAGCCAGUCUCAUAUUUAUCCCUGACCCUAUAGAGAAGGAGAAGGUCAUGGACUUCACCAAUAUCCGGCUUGCGUGCCCAAUACCAGCCGAACAAAUCCAAAAUCGCUGGCUCAAUAGCAUGGUCCCAAUCCCCGGCCAUGUGAUGCAGACUCGCCCCAAUAACAUCACGUUUUUACUCCAUCAGAUGCUCAAAUCGUAUGCUGGUACCGCCAUUCGGGGCCGUGGAAUCCUGCCAUUCGUCCAUCCGUUACAGACCGCCGAUCCGUCACAGACUGCCGAUGAUGGUUGGUGUGAGCCAUUGUCGACCUGUCUAUCAACUGUUCGGGUCCUCGAUAACCCGAUCCUUGGUCCCGACCAACGCACGGCAGACCUCAUCAGGGAGAAGAUGUGUACAAUCCAAAACGAGUACCUCAGUUGCAAGGACGAGAUGAAGGUCUUGGCUGCCUUCCAGGCCUACCUGACUUACACGCUCACACUAUUCUUUUACGUGAAUCAGGAUCGCGACGACUAUCUUGCCAAAGCGAUGGCUAUCCUCCAAGCACUAGCACGCCGCGUCACAAUGCAAGGCCUCGUGACCCCAACGAGGGCGCCAAAUUGUCGUCAUAUUUGGGAAGAGUGGGUGGCUGGAGAAGCGAAGCGUCGGACCAUAUUGGUCAUGUAUCUGUUCGACGCUCUGCUGGCCGUGAGAGACAGACUCCCAAUCUACUCAAUGGUAGAGCUGCAGAACCUGCCCGCUCCAGGCCCAAAGUCUCUCUGGCAGGAGACGGUCCGAAGUGACUGGAAAACUGCGUAUACUGCAUACGAGACUCAUUGGGACAAUGGUUCAUAUCUUCGCAUAAUCGAGCUGUGGCCUUCGUCGCCAACCUUUAGCAGAGAUGAUGCCGAAACGCGCCGGAACCGCGUUGAUCUCUGGCUCGAGGACAUCGAUGAGUUUGGGACUUUUUUUUAUGCCUAUAUGGCUUCUGCCCAGACUGUUUGUAUCUAG
Molecule: messenger RNA, 1185 nt
Organism: Clonostachys rhizophaga
Lineage: Eukaryota; Fungi; Ascomycota; Sordariomycetes; Hypocreales; Bionectriaceae
Source: the annotation of a GenBank genome assembly